Messenger RNA from Gastrolobium bilobum, 3988 nucleotides. Its product is annotated as ATP synthase subunit alpha, chloroplastic. The coding region runs from base 489 to 2012 and encodes 507 amino acids. Gene Ontology annotation, biological process: proton transmembrane transport; proton motive force-driven ATP synthesis. Gene Ontology annotation, molecular function: ADP binding; proton-transporting ATP synthase activity, rotational mechanism; ATP binding. The record is from RefSeq and is a predicted model, not a curated record. The transcript has a single exon. NCBI's taxonomy places the organism in Eukaryota, Viridiplantae, Streptophyta, Magnoliopsida, Fabales, Fabaceae.
GAUUUAUUAGAUAAUCGAAAACAGAGAAUCUUGAGAACUAUUCGAAAUUCAGAAGAACUUCGGGAAGGGGCGGUCGAACAGCUGGAAAAAGCCCGAGCACGCUUAAGGAAAGUCGAAACGGAAGCAGAUCGAUUUCGAGUGAAUGGUUAUUCUGAAAUAGAACGAGAAAAAUCGAAUUUAAUAAAUUCCAUUUAUACUACUUUGGGACAUUUAGAAAAUUAUAAAAACGAAACCAUUCGUUUUCAACAACAAAGGGCGAUUAAUCAAGUACGACAGCAGGUUUUACAACAAGCCUUACGAGGAGCUCUAGGAACUCUGAAUAGUUGCUUGAAUAGCGAUUUACAUUUACGUACUAUCAGUGCUAAUAUUGGCAUGUUUGGGUCGAUGAAACAAAAAAAAAUAACGGAUUAGUCCUUCUACUAUACUAGAAGUAUAGAGUAUAGGCAUUGUUUUUUUCUUCUAAAAAAGAAUCAAAUUAAGAAAUAUUCAUGGUAACCAUUCGUGCAGAUGAAAUUAGUAAAAUUAUCCGUGAACGUAUUGAGCAAUAUAAUACCGAAGUCAAAAUUGUAAAUACUGGGACCGUACUUCAAGUAGGCGAUGGCAUUGCUCGUAUUUAUGGUCUGGAUGAAGUAAUGGCGGGUGAAUUAGUGGAGUUUGAAGAGGGUACUAUAGGCAUUGCUUUGAAUUUGGAAUCAAAAAAUGUUGGCGUUGUAUUAAUGGGUGAUGGUUUGAUGAUACAAGAGGGAAGUUCGGUAAAAGCAACAGGAAGAAUUGCUCAGAUACCAGUAAGUGAGGCUUAUUUGGGUCGUGUUAUAAAUGCCCUGGCUAAACCUAUUGACGGUCGAGGAGAAAUUUCAGCUUCGGAAUCUAGAUUAAUCGAAUCGCCCGCGCCUGGUAUUAUUUCGAGACGUUCCGUAUAUGAGCCUCUUCAAACAGGACUUCUUGCUAUUGAUUCGAUGAUACCUAUAGGUCGUGGCCAGCGAGAAUUAAUUAUUGGGGACAGACAAACAGGUAAAACAGCAGUAGCCACCGAUACGAUUCUCAAUCAACAGGGACAAAAUGUAAUAUGUGUUUAUGUAGCGGUUGGCCAAAAGGCAUCUUCUGUGGCUCAAGUGGUGACUACUUUACAAGAAAGGGGAGCAAUGGAAUACACUAUUGUGGUAGCCGAAACUGCGGAUUCUCCAGCCACAUUACAAUAUCUCGCCCCUUAUACAGGAGCAGCUUUGGCUGAAUAUUUUAUGUACCGUGAACGCCACACUUUAAUCAUUUAUGAUGAUCUCUCCAAACAAGCACAGGCUUAUCGCCAAAUGUCUCUUCUAUUACGAAGACCGCCGGGUCGCGAAGCUUAUCCGGGAGAUGUUUUUUAUUUGCAUUCGCGUCUUUUGGAAAGAGCCGCUAAAUUAAGUUCUCAGUUAGGUGAAGGAAGUAUGACUGCUUUACCAAUAGUUGAGACCCAAUCGGGGGAUGUUUCAGCUUAUAUUCCCACUAAUGUAAUUUCUAUUACAGAUGGCCAAAUAUUCUUAUCCGCAGAUCUCUUUAAUGCUGGAAUAAGACCUGCUAUUAAUGUGGGUAUUUCCGUUUCCAGGGUUGGAUCGGCGGCUCAGAUUAAAGCAAUGAAACAAGUAGCUGGUAAAUUAAAAUUAGAAUUGGCACAAUUCGCAGAAUUAGAAGCUUUUGCGCAGUUCGCUUCUGAUCUCGAUAAAGCUACUCAAAAUCAAUUGGCAAGAGGUCAACGAUUGCGCGAGUUGCUAAAACAAUCCCAAGCAGCUCCUCUCGCUGUGGAAGAACAGAUAAUAACUAUUUAUACCGGAACGAAUGGUUAUCUUGAUUCAUUAGAAAUUGGACAGGUAAGAAAAUUUCUCGUUGAGUUACGUGCUUACUUAAAAACGAAUAAACCUCAAUUUAAAGAAAUCAUAUCUUCUACCAAGACAUUCACUGGGGAAGCAGAAGUCCUUUUGAAGGAAGCUAUUCAGGAACAGAUGGAACUCUUUUUACUCCAGGAACAAGUAUAAAGAAGUUGAUUAAUAAUUCAAUAAUUGUGAAUUUUAAUAAUUCUUAUCUUUGAAGAUCUUUUCUUUUAACUUUAAUAUUCUUAUCAUAAAUUAUAUUCAAUUUCUAUUCAAUUCGAAUAUAAAUUGAAUUCUAAGAUAAUAUAAAACAAAAAAAAAGAAGAAAUUCGGGAUUUUUGAAAAGAUUGUAUACAAAAAAAUAUAGAGACAAGAUCUAGAUUGUGUAUAUAAAAAAUACAUAAGAUAAAUUUAUAUCCGAAAAGUCUAAGCAGCUCUUGUUCACUUCAAAUCAUUCAAUUCAAGAUAUCUUUUGAAAUAGAAAAAUUCAAUUAAAAAGAAAAAAAUAUAAUAUACAUAUACAAAUAAUUUGCGUCCAAUAGGAUUUGAACCUAUACCAAAGGUUUAGAAGACCUCUGUCCUAUCCAUUAGACAAUGGACGCUUUUUUUUUCUUUGACUUUUCUUUUCACUAAUUUAGUGAAAAGAAAAGUCAAAGAAAAAAAAAAUUAUAUAGAAAACUAUUCUAUAUUAGAUAGUUAUAUAGAAUAACUAAUCAAAAUAAAAUUCAAUUGAAUAUAAAUAACUAAAACGACGUUACGAAAUUCAAAGGAAUAAUGAACCAAUUUACUAAUAAAAAAGAUUCAUUCAAGAAUAGAAAAAGAUAUAUUCGAAUAGAAUAAAUAGAGAGAUAGGAUCUAAGCGGGUAGCGGGAAUCGAACCCGCAUCGUUAGCUUGGAAGGCUAGGGGUUAUAGUCGACGUUCACUCAUCAUUUUGAACGUCUCUAAUUCAAAACCGAACUUGAAACUUUUGUUUCAUUCGGCUCCUUUACGGAAGAAAUUAAGAUAAGAGAUGGAAGACAUGAACAAAAAAUUGACUCAUAACAUCUAUGUUAGCCUUUCUGCAUAAAUACAGUUAAAACACCUUGCUUUUUAGAUGAUCCCCAUAGAAAAAAGAGGACUAUUAUAACAAUCCGUUUUUUUUUUUCUAGUUACUUCGUUCUCUAUUUCUAUUUGAGAGAAUCUUUAGAAAAAUAAAAAAAUUUCCGUCGAGCUAAAAUAUGUCGAUGUUUCUAGUAAACUAAAAGAAUCGCUUUAUAGCUAUUUUGCUUCAAUCUCUACUAAAAAAAAAUGGAAGAUUUAGUUACGAUUAGAAAAGAAAUCAACUUUCUAUAUAUUUCCCCAUGGAUACUUUACUCAUACUCCAAAAAUUGGGAUUCUUGAUCAAAUUCCAAAAAACUUAUGUUUCACAAUUUUUUAAUUCCAUUUGCCAAUUUAGAAUUGAUUCUUCUUGGAUACAAAUUAUGAUAAUGUAUAUUAUUCCUCGAAUCGUUCGUUGAGAGGUAUAAAGGAUCAAACUCCGUUAAGUAAGAAAUAAAGUUUUUCGUCGGGAUAUGAAUCCCCUGAGAGAUCCCUUAACUAUUUAAGGAUCCGUAGAACGAAUCGCACUUUUACCACUAAACUAUACCCGCUACAAUACAAUUAUUGUAUAUAAUGGGAGCUUUUGUCGAACUGGGGAAUAAGUCGUAAUUAAGAAAUGGAGCCUUUUUUUUUUGAUUUUGUUUUUUCUGAAAAUGUUUUGUUUUGACAGAUACAUCUCGAAAAAAUUACUAAAUUCAUAACAUAAAAUGCAUUAUGCAAGAAUUCAUAGUUACAUUCUUUUUUUAUACGUUACCAAAAAAAGGAAUAAUAAAAAAUGAAAUUUGAUUUUGAUUGAUAUUCUAUCAUUUUGGUUCUAUAUUAUAGGAAUCCAAAAGUUUUUUUUUCAAAUUCAAAUAAAUCGUUGUUGUCUGGGAUUCAUGGGAAUAAAAAGAGCAGCCCGGCCAGUACCUAGCCGGGCUCUGGCUGUAAAAAAAAAAAAAUAAGAAAAAAAAGUAAGAUAUAAAGAAUCGUUUUUUUUUUAGUGGGGAAAGAUGGCUGAGUGGACUAAAGCGUCGGAUUGCUAAUCCGUUGUAUGAAUUUUUGUACCGAGGGUUCGAAUCCC